Elephantulus edwardii (Cape elephant shrew) is the source of this 3283-nucleotide messenger RNA. RefSeq names its product RAR-related orphan receptor B (gene RORB). The transcript is spliced from 10 exons. Gene Ontology annotation, molecular function: zinc ion binding; nuclear receptor activity; RNA polymerase II cis-regulatory region sequence-specific DNA binding. NCBI's taxonomy places the organism in Eukaryota, Metazoa, Chordata, Mammalia, Macroscelidea, Macroscelididae. The coding region runs from base 653 to 2032 and encodes 459 amino acids. Gene Ontology annotation, cellular component: nucleus. Gene Ontology annotation, biological process: regulation of transcription by RNA polymerase II. The record is from RefSeq and is a predicted model, not a curated record.
UCUCUCCAUCUCCUCUUCUCUUUCUCUCGCUCCCUUCCUCCCUGUAACUGAACAGUGAAAAUUCACAUUGUGGAUCCGCUAACAGGCACAGAUGUCAUGUGAAAACGCACAUGCUCUGCCAUCCACACCGCCUUCCUUUCUUUCCUUUCUGCUUCCUUUUACCUCCUCCCCCUUGUUCCUUCUCCCUCUUCUUUGUAACUAACAAAACCACCACCAACUCCUCCUCCUGCUGCUGCCCUUCCUCCUCCUCCUCAGUCCAAGUGAUCACAAAAGAAAUCUUCUGAGCCGGAGGCGGUGGCAUUUUUAAAAAGCAAGCACAUUGGAGAGAAGGGGGGAAAGCAUAACAAAACCCAGGCAUCAGCCAGCCAGGACAAUUUUUUUUUUAACUCUUCCUGAAAACAAACAAACAACCAAACAGCCAUCAAAACAAAACAGUCACCACCACCAUCAUCAAAACUGUUAGUGUAACAGCAGCGGCGCCUGCAAACGUCACCCUCCGGCCACGGCGUCCGCCUAAAGGGAUGGUUUUCUCAGCAGAACAGCUCUUCACCGACCACCUUCUGCCCUCGUGCUGAGCGCGGAUUUUGGGGCUCUCCGGGGUUCGGGCUGGGAGCAGCUUCAUGACUACGCAGAGCAGGAGAGCGGCUACACCAUGCGAGCACAAAUUGAAGUGAUACCAUGCAAAAUUUGUGGCGAUAAGUCGUCUGGGAUCCACUACGGAGUCAUCACAUGUGAAGGCUGCAAGGGAUUCUUUAGAAGGAGCCAGCAGAACAAUGCCUCUUACUCCUGCCCAAGGCAGAGAAACUGUUUAAUUGACAGAACCAACAGAAACCGUUGCCAACACUGCCGACUGCAGAAGUGUCUUGCCCUAGGAAUGUCAAGAGAUGCUGUGAAGUUCGGGAGGAUGUCCAAGAAGCAGAGGGACAGCCUGUACGCAGAGGUGCAGAAGCACCAGCAGCGGCUGCAGGAGCAGCGGCAGCAGCAGAGCGGGGAGGCCGAGGCCCUGGCCCGUGUGUACAGUGGCAGCAUCAGCAAUGGUCUAAGCAGCCUCAACAGUGACAGCGGCGGCAGCUACGCCAACGGGCACGUCAUUGACCUGCCCAAGUCCGAGGGUUAUUACAGCGUGGAUUCAGGCCAGCCAUCCCCCGACCAGUCGGGACUUGACAUGACUGGAAUCAAACAGAUAAAGCAAGAACCUAUCUAUGACCUCACCUCCGUCCCCAACUUGUUUACCUAUAGCUCUUUCAACAAUGGGCAGUUAGCACCAGGAAUUACAAUGACUGAAAUUGAUCGAAUUGCACAGAACAUCAUUAAGUCCCACCUGGAGACGUGUCAGUACACCAUGGAGGAGCUGCACCAGCUGGCGUGGCAGACCCACACCUAUGAAGAAAUUAAAGCGUAUCAAAGCAAGUCCAGGGAAGCGCUGUGGCAGCAGUGUGCCAUCCAGAUCACUCACGCCAUCCAAUACGUGGUGGAGUUCGCAAAGCGGAUCACAGGCUUCAUGGAGCUCUGUCAAAACGAUCAGAUUCUGCUUCUGAAGUCAGGUUGCUUGGAAGUGGUUUUAGUGAGAAUGUGUCGUGCCUUCAACCCACUAAACAACACUGUUCUCUUUGAAGGAAAAUAUGGAGGAAUGCAAAUGUUCAAAGCCUUAGGUUCUGAUGACCUGGUGAAUGAAGCAUUUGACUUUGCAAAGAAUUUGUGUUCCUUGCAGCUGACAGAGGAAGAAAUUGCUUUGUUCUCAUCUGCUGUUCUGAUAUCUCCAGACCGAGCCUGGCUGAUAGAACCAAGGAAGGUCCAGAAACUUCAGGAAAAAAUUUAUUUUGCACUUCAACACGUGAUUCAGAAGAAUCAUCUGGAUGAUGAGACACUGGCAAAGUUAAUAGCCAAGAUACCAACCAUCACGGCAGUUUGCAACUUGCACGGGGAGAAGCUGCAGGUAUUUAAGCAAUCACAUCCAGACAUAGUGAAUACACUGUUUCCUCCAUUGUACAAGGAGCUCUUUAAUCCUGACUGUGCCACCGUCUGCAAAUGAAGGGCACCGGAGAACUGUCUCCCACUCAUACAGUGCAUCACCUUUAAGACAAAAGCAAUGUGUUCAUGGAGACUCGCGAAAAUGUCACUACUGCAACAUUAGGAAAUGUUCUGCACUUAAUAGAAUUCUUUUUUCACCGCUACAGUUUGAAGAAUGUAAAUAUGCACCUGAGUGGAGCUCUUCUUUGUUUGUUUUUGAAAUGACCAUAAAUAUACAAAUAUAGGACACUGGGUGUUAUCUUUUUUUUUAUUUUAUUUGGGAAUGUUUUGGGAGACAACUGUUUAUAGAAUUUUAUUGUAGAUAUAUACGAGAACAGAGCGGUACUUUACAUGAUCACGUUUCCUGUUGAUUGUUCAAAUAUAAUUUAAGAAAAUUCCACUUAAUAGACUUAAACCUAUUUCUAUGCUUUUAGAUAGUUGAUGCAUGUGUAAAUUUGUAGCUGUCUUGGGAAGUAUUGUGCAUGUAUGUAAUAAGUAUAUAAUAUGUGAGAAUAUUAUAUAUGACAAUUACAUAUUCAUGCACAUGCACUGUGGCUUAAAAUACCACACAUACUAGCAAAGGAGGUUUAGUCAGUCUCUCUUCUAUUAUUUGCCUUCUGUGUCCUCUGUUACCUUUAUGUUAGACAAUCAAGAUUUUGUUUUCCCAGCCAGUGUGUUCAUCUACAGUCAACAACAGGGCGGUACCAUAAGAAACAAUUCUGCAAACCAGUAAAUAGACGGCAUGGCCUCUGUGUCAAAAACACCUAUUUCUAUCAGUGACAUCAAAGCCUUGUCAAAAUGGUACAUACUGGGGGGAGAGAAAUAAGAAUAACUCUUUGGAGCCAUUUUCCUGUUUUCAGAAAAUAUUAUACCAAUUAUAUUAUGGGGAUCCAUGGCUUAUUUUUUCAUCAAACAAUAGACAUUUCCUGGUUUUCACCAAGACAGAAAACAUUUUUUUCUCUUUCCCUCCACCUUUUGCAGUCAUGAAAGAAACUUGAUUUUUUUUUCUUGUGCUUAUUAUGUCUUCAGCAUAGGAAUGAAUAGUCUGUUGGUUCUGACCACCAGCAAUGUUUGUUUAAAAUUAGACUUUAAAAAGACAUCAAAAUCAAGAGACUUAACAUCAUCUCAUAUAAAUACUUUCUCUAUAACUAAAUUCUUAUGUGAAAAGGUAAAAAAAAAUACUACAGAAGGAAGAAAAGCAUUUCUUUAGAUUUAUUGGUUUUCAUAAAUUUGUUAGAAACAGAAGCAGUAAAGAGGGAAGAGAAAUUUUAUA